AAAGAUCCAGAAGAAGACGAGAAAAUGAUUGUUGCAUUUUGUGACGAAGAAUCGCGUGAAGGAAGGGCCAUGUUCAAUCUACUUCAGAAACUUGCUGAUGAGAAUAGCGAACAUGCAGGAACACUGGAAAUCGCUUUAAUUGACCCAGAUGAAUUUCCACUGAUGGUGGAUAUCUGGGAAGACAUGUUUGGCAUCGAUAUUGAGGGUGGACCACAAAUUGGCCUUGUUGAUAUUUCCGAUGUAAGUGGUGGUAUUGUUUCCAUUUUUCUCGUAAGCAUAUCAAGAAUCUGUUACUGA
This is a messenger RNA of Gongylonema pulchrum, 297 nucleotides long. The record is from the annotation of a GenBank genome assembly. NCBI's taxonomy places the organism in Eukaryota, Metazoa, Nematoda, Chromadorea, Rhabditida, Gongylonematidae.